AGUCAUGUGACAGCAGCCUGCGGGGAAUUCGCCUUGACUUCCAGUACGCUGGGGAUAUUCCCGUGGCCCAGACCCCCAGGCUUGCAAGAUUGAUCCUGCGAGGGAAAGGGGUUCGUCAUGGCAGAUGACCUAAAGCGAUUCCUGUAUAAGAAGUUACCAAGUGUUGAAGGACUCCAGGCUAUUGUUGUGUCGGAUAGAGAUGGAGUACCUGUUAUCAAAGUGGCCAAUGAUAAUGCUCCCGAACAUGCUUUGCGACCUGGUUUCCUCUCUACUUUUGCCCUUGCAACAGAUCAACUUUCAAAGAAUAAAAGCAUCAUCUGUUACUAUAACACCUACCAGGUAGUUCAGUUCAAUCGUUUACCUCUUGUGGUGAGUUUCACAGCCAGUAGCAAUGCCAACACAGGGCUAAUUGUCAGCCUACAAAAGGAACUUGCUCCAUUGUUUGAAGAACUGAUCAAAGUUGUGGAAGUUUCUUAAUCUUAUGAUGGUUUUGAUGUAUACCUUAUCUUGUUAUAAAAACACAAGUCAUUCUAGCAAUCUUUAGACAACAGUAAUACUUUUCUCUGUAUGUAUGUAAGAAAGAACCCCUUUAUCCACCUUAUACUAAAGAAUCAGCUUGUAGGUGUAAUUUAUAGACAGAUCAGGUGUUACAUUUACUUUGUAAGGUCU
This is a messenger RNA of Dipodomys spectabilis (banner-tailed kangaroo rat), 669 nucleotides long. RefSeq names its product ragulator complex protein LAMTOR3-like. Gene Ontology annotation, cellular component: Ragulator complex. Gene Ontology annotation, biological process: positive regulation of TOR signaling; cellular response to amino acid stimulus. Lineage: Eukaryota; Metazoa; Chordata; Mammalia; Rodentia; Heteromyidae. The coding region runs from base 118 to 477 and encodes 119 amino acids. The transcript has a single exon. The record is from RefSeq and is a predicted model, not a curated record.